AUGAUAUGGCCUGACACUCCUUAUCAGAGACAUAUCAGUCCAUCAUUCCAGGAGACACCCUCCCAAUUUCAUCCUGUCAUUCUUCAUUCCUUACGAUUUCUGAGUAUUUUUACACAUUUGAGGAAAACUUAUGUAGAUAAUGCUCAAGGUGGUUUGAGGUUUUCUCGAGAUUUCAUUUGGAAAGAUGAACCCUUGAGUGGUGUGUCUACACUUCAAGGACCAGAUCCAAGUAGAAUUUUACAUUUGCAAACGUUUUCCAUUCUUCUUCAGGAUACAACUGUGGAACAAACCAUAUUGGGCUGUGAUAAGCCAAGCCUUCUAUAUUGGCAGAUUUUUAUAAACUUUCUCAUCUUCACUCUCACCGGCACCAUCACUGGCUUCCUGUUCAAGACUUCUAGCCCAAAGACCAGCAUAGAGGUUGUAGAGAACCAUAGAAAAGAAGCUGAAAGGGUCGAAUCGCGAGCUCGCCUACAUCGUCUAUCAGAGAUUGAUGCUUUAUCAGAGCGUUUAGUUAGUUCAGGAUUAACUCACAAGGAUAAAAGUACCGAUGGCUCUUAUUGUGCAUUGGUAACUGAGUCAGAUUUACUGCGAACCGCUUUUGCAGCUCGAUUAACAAUAUGCGAAUUAGAUCAAGCUCAGCUCAAUAUACCUAAAGAAUGUUCUAUCUGGGUUGCAAGAGAUGAUGACGACGCGAGGACAUGUAUCACUGCGCUACAUACGUCGCCCCAGUCUUGGUCAUCGUAUUCCGGCCAUCUAAGGGAUGCUAUUCAAUUGUGCUUUGGAUACGCGAAUCUUCAUGGACUUGAUAAAGCUCGGGACAUCUAUGAAAGCACCACGGUGAUCGCGAAUCAGCUUCUAGUUUCACUGCGCCAACAGGAGGAAGGACGUCAGCGAGAUUUCCUACACGUGAAGGAAUCCAUCACUCAAUAUUUUCAAAACGAAGCCAGCGCAUUCCGAGCAGCUACAGAACGCGAUCGGGUACGGCUGGAGGACAUCGCCAGCUUGACGCGAUCCAAUCUCCAAUCGUUUCAAAGCUCUUCACAGGCUCAUCAGAAGAAAUUUGAGGAGCUUGUCAAUGGGCUGGAACGAGUGAUGAUUGAAAGAGAUGCACUUGAUCGAAGAGAUAGGGCUGUCGACUUUUCAAACGGUCUUGACCGCUGGCGCUCUUCGGCCGAUUCGAUUUUACGCGGGCUUGCUAUGGAGGUGGACACUGGUUUAUCGACCCAGCUCGUCGCGCUGAAAACGGAACUACCCUCGGUGAUUGAGUCCAAGCUCAAUCACAGCCUUCAAGCCCUCGUCAGCUGCUUGGAACUGAGGUUUAUGGGUUUGGCAGAGUCUUUGGGACAGACUCACGAAGAAAGCCUCAAUGGUAUUAAGGAUGUCAUAUUGAUACAGCAUGGUGAAAUGGCUGAUUUGACUCAAAGACUUGCAUCGAUCAACGGCGGUUUCAUAAUGAUCGAAGAUCGUUUGAAGGGCUUUGACCACAGUUCCAACCAGAUAGCUUUCUCUUUGAACCAAUCACAAUCAACGAUUGUAGACGUGGAGUAUCAAAUAAAACUCGUAAUGGCCAACUUGUUCAAGGAGUUGGACACGCAGAUCGCAGUGAUGGAUAAUCUAACUGCUUCUCUGGUUGGCUCUAUCGGUAUUAUUGAUCACACUGCAUUCAAGAGCAUCAGCUUUCUCUUCAGCUGGCUGAAAAGCGUUGAUGGCAGUUUUAUGCGUCGUAAUUUCGUCCGUGAAAAACUUGACAAGAUCCAAGAAGAGGAGGUGGAACCAGAAGGAUGCGCGGAGAGGGUUUCAAGCUGGUGCUGUGAUGGACUUCGGGUGAGUUUUUGCUUAAUAUCUCUAGCUUCAUGCCAAUCAUCAAAUGGUAUCACUCGUCUGAUUCUUCCGCCGAAAAUCCCUCCAUCAAGCGACGAUCCGGAGGUCUCGUCACAAACUAUGACAUAUCCUUCACAUCUUGGCGCAUCGGAUGUGCCUCAAAGGUUUCCGGGUCUACAAGCACAAAGCCCGGACGUGUAUACUCUCCAACGAUACGAGCGAGUACAAGCGAUAGCGUGUAUCAAAGAGUUCAACGCAAUUUCUACAGGUUUAAAGAACAUCAAUGGAUCGCUGGGUGCACUGCGACCAAACCGAUUGGCUCAAAGUCGUCUUCAUCCCCGCACUUCUUCGAGAAUUGUACCUAACCGACUGGUUUCCAAAAAGGCAUGA
Molecule: messenger RNA, 2211 nt
Organism: Melampsora larici-populina 98AG31
Lineage: Eukaryota; Fungi; Basidiomycota; Pucciniomycetes; Pucciniales; Melampsoraceae
Exons: 11
Coding region: 1-2211 (736 amino acids)
Biological process (GO): nuclear membrane fusion involved in karyogamy; karyogamy involved in conjugation with cellular fusion
Cellular component (GO): endoplasmic reticulum membrane
Source: RefSeq, a predicted model, not a curated record